AUGCUUACCCUAACGAGAGCCACCCAAUUGGGGCUUUCACGGAAUGUUCCAAGUUUAGCACGUCGGUGGGCUUCAAAGUUCCCUCCGGAGAUCGUGAUAGACGGGAAAUCCUUCAAGACCGAUGAGUGGACGAACGUGCCUCCCCAGAUCUUAGCGCUCACCGAGAGACAAUUGCAUCAAAACCCAAACCAUCCUAUUGGUAUUCUUCGUGAAUUGAUCGAAAAGAACUUCAAAGGAUUGGGAUACACUUUCUAUAAUGACUUCCGUCCUGUGGUGACGACGUUCGAGAACUUUGAUGUUCUUGACUUUCCUAAAGACCAUCCAGGUAGAGCCAAGCUGGACACAUACUACUUGAACGAAGAACACCUUUUACGAACCCACACCUCUGCUCACGAACAUGAGUGCUUCCAGAAAUGUACCACUCCUGGCUACUUCAUCACCGCUGAUGUAUAUAGAAGAGACGAGAUCGACAGGACACAUUACCCUGCUUUCCACCAGAUGGAAGGUGCCAGAUUGUGGUCUCAGAAGACCCCUGAUUUGGAAAAGGUCUUACAGGCAGAUAUAGAUGCUAUUCCUCAAACAGAUAUCAUUGUGGAAGAUCCAUUCAGAGACCAGCCACUGAAUGAGGGAAACCCCAAGCAGAAGCAUAUGAGUGAUCCCGAAGUUCGCCUUGUCGCCACACAUUUGAAGAAGACCGUUGAAUAUAUGGUCAACUUGGUGUUUGAAAGUGCUCGUGCUGCUGCCUUGAAGGCAGGUGCUGAAGAUGAGUUCUUAAAGGAACCUUUGAGAGUGCGCUGGGUGGAGGCUUACUUCCCCUGGACAUCUCCUUCUUGGGAGAUUGAAGUAUGGUGGAAAGGUGAAUGGUUAGAGUGUUGUGGUUGUGGUGUUGUGCAGCAGCAAGUUUUGCUCAAUUCUGGCCUUACAGAGGACAAGAUUGGUUGGGCUUUUGGUAUUGGUCUUGACAGAAUUGCCAUGCUUCUCUUUGGUAUUCCUGACAUUAGACUUUUCUGGUCGCUCGACGAGAGAUUUGGAAAGCAAUUCACCCAAGGCGAGAUCAGCUUGUUCCAGCCAUACUCCAAGUACCCAGGUAUCAAGAGAGACGUCAGUUUCUGGAUGCCUCCCAAUAGCAAUUUGCACGUUAAUGACGUGAUGGAGUUGUUCCGUCUGCAUGCUGGUGACUUGGUCGAAAACGUCGAAAUGGUGGACGACUUCACCCAUCCCAAGACCGGCAAGAGGUCCCAGACCUACAGAAUCCACUUCCAGUCCUUUGACAGGAACUUGACCAGAGAGGAAGUGAACUCCAUGCACGAAGCUGUGUUAGCAGAGCUUCAAGACACCUUCAAGGUUGAAAUCCGUAAACAGCUGUAA
Molecule: messenger RNA, 1368 nt
Organism: Candidozyma haemuli
Lineage: Eukaryota; Fungi; Ascomycota; Pichiomycetes; Serinales; Metschnikowiaceae
Gene: MSF1
Product: phenylalanine--tRNA ligase
Exons: 1
Coding region: 1-1368 (455 amino acids)
Biological process (GO): phenylalanyl-tRNA aminoacylation
Cellular component (GO): mitochondrion; cytoplasm
Molecular function (GO): tRNA binding; ATP binding; phenylalanine-tRNA ligase activity
Source: RefSeq, a predicted model, not a curated record